GCCACUGGGCGACGGGGAGACGGCGAGCUGCAGCGCUGUGACCGGACCCGAGCCGAGCCGAGACGAGCCGAAUGAGAGCUUCAGACGAACAGCCUGUUUAAAGGAAAAGCGCGGAGAUUAAAACAAAGGACAGCCUUCAGACAAAGGCUUCACUCACUAUGGAAACACUCGUCGAGCGACUGGAACAGGCUGUGAUUCGGCUCGAAGCGUUUUCAGCCAAGAUUCAGGGUCGCUCUGGGAGCUUGUCCAAUGGGGAGAUCAACGGAUUUAAUGGUGAAUCCCACUGCAUGGACGCGUUUGACCGUUUAAUAAGAGGCCCGCUGUCUGAGUACUUGAAGAACAGCCGUACUAUUGGAGGAGAUGUGGCAAAGCAUGCUGAGAUGGUGCACCAUGCUCUGCAGAUCCAGAAGACUUUUCUCUCAAUGGCCAACACACAUCAGCAGCCUGGGCAGCCCGAGCUGGCGGAUCUCCUCAGGCCCAUCUCAGAGCAGAUCGAGGAGAUCCAGAACUUCAGAGAGAAGAACCGCGGCAGCCGUCUGUUCAACCACCUGUCUGCUGUCAGCGAGAGCAUUCCUGCCCUGGGAUGGGUGGCAGUGAAUCAGAAACCAGGACCCUAUGUGAAGGAGAUGAACGAUGCUGCUAUGUUCUACACUAACAGAGUGCUAAAAGAUUACAAAGACACUGACCCGUGCCAUGUGGAAUGGGUUCGAUCCUACCUGAGUAUCUGGACUGAACUGCAGGCUUUUAUUAAACAGCACCACACCACUGGACUCGUCUGGAGCAAAACUGGUCCUAUAGCACAUUCGUCCCUGUCCGUGGCUGAAGCUGCUACUCCCUGCCCUCCACCUCCACCUCCCGCUCCGCCUGCGUUCACAGACGAAGGUCCAAAGCCUGACAGCGGUGCAGCUCAGCGUUCAGCUCUGUUCGCCCAGCUCAACCAGGGAGAGGCCAUAACUAAAGGGUUGAAGCAUGUGUGCGAUGAGCAGAAGACCCACAAGAACCCUGGUCUUCGCUCUCAGGGUGGGACAGGCCAGACGUCUCCUACAAAAGCCAGAGCCCCGAGUUUCUCUACUCAAACCUCAGCCAAGAAAAGAUCUCCUGUAUUGGAACUGGAGGGGAAGAAGUGGAGGGUGGAGCACCAGGAACAGGUGCAUGAUCUGGUAAUAGAUGAAACGGAGCUGAAACAGGUGGUCUACAUCUUCAACUGCAACAAUUCUACCCUUCAGAUUAAAGGCAAAGUCAACUCCAUUAUAGUGGACAACUGCAAGAAGCUGGGCCUUGUGUUUGAGAAUGUGGUUGGCAUCUUUGAAAUCAUCAACUCCAGAGACAUCAAGCUCCAGGUUUUGGGAAAAGUGCCCACCAUUUCCAUUAAUAAGACAGAGGGAUGUCACGUCUACCUAAGUAAGGAAUCUCUUGACUGUGAGAUUAUCAGUGCCAAGAGUUCAGAAAUGAACAUUCUGGUUCCUCAGGAAGAUGAUGAUUAUAGAGAGUUUCCUGUGCCAGAGCAGUUUAAGACCAUUUGGGACGGGUCCAAGCUGGUGACGGAGCCGACUGAGAUCGCUGGCUGAUUGACAGAUUCGUUUUCAUUUCCUGUUUUCUGCUGGUAUCUCUUUCUGCACUCUCAGCAGACAACCUUUUAGACACAGAGUCAUCAUGUAUCUGAAUUACAUUUAGGGACAAUUCUGCAUUUUAAAAAAUGGCUGUUUAGUGUGAGAAUAGGAAAAAUAGGAAAAAUUAAAUAAAUAAAAAUUCAGUAACAUCCAGGAUUAAGGUUCAGAUUUACCCACAAUAAAUAAAAAAAUGGUUGUUGUUUAUUUGUUUAAUUUUUUUCAAAUAUUUGUAAUAAAAAAAUUAUUAAACCUGCGUCUUCCCAAGAAGAGAUCUAUUUGGAUUAUUUUAAAAAUGAAGAAAAUCUGUUUGUUCAAAGGCAUGCAAGUACAGAGCCCCUAAAGGGACUUAAAAAAUACAUAAAAGAAAAAAGCGGUACUGCUGUACCUCUGCAUUACGAAUUUUCACCUUAAGAACUGAAAUUCGGCAUACGAGCGAUGGAACCGAGCCAAUCCGAAUGCCAGCUAAGUUGCUCGUACGUCCCGGAGCUGUUCAAAACUUUUUGAACUUAAACUUUUUGUGUCAGUAAAAAACAGAAACUGAAAACAGUUGUAGGUUUUUUUUGGAUUUUGUGCAAAAUUUAGUGAAGACGUAUCACCAUGGGGUCCCAAGAAUGUUAGCAAGGACGGUAGCAAGAAGAAAGGGGAGCCGCUUUCAGUUUGGUUUUUAAAGCAGCCGGUGCCAAGAGAAAUCAAAUAAAAAUUAAGUGAGAUUUAAUGUAUAUUUAUUUCAUAUUUUACUUAAUUCGCAUAUCUUUUCUUAAUGUUUUGAUUGCUUUUACACUAUAUGUACAAAUAUGAUUAUAGCGUUGGAAAUCGGUAAUAUUGGUAAUAUUUUUGUGUGGCUUGAACAGAUUAUCUGCAUUUACGUACAUUCUUUCCUAUGGGAAAAUUUCACCUUAAGAACUCGCCUAUGGAACGGAAUAAAUUCAUAUGCAGAGGUAUCGCUGUUCAGAUCUCAAAAACCUUAGUGACUCAUACUGCUGGGUCAAUCGCUAGACAACGGUUAACUACAAGAGCAAAAUAAUCAUCAUUAACAACGCGAUAGUCUUCGGCCCUCCCGACUGAAUGGUAGUAGUAGGUUUAAUGUGGGAGCCCCCUAGUGACCGGGAGGAAUUGGACACGACUAAAUUAGGGAGAAAAUCUGGUGGGAAAAAAAACAAAAAUAAAUAAUUGUGUUUUAUACCUAAAAUGAUCAAAUAUUUUAAAAUUACUAACUAUUAGUUGAAAAGCGAUAGAUAAACCAUGCUAAAUGUCAUAAAAAAACACAACACUUUCCAAACAAGUUCUUCCUUCAUGCUUUAGGUUUCUAACCAAUUACAGAUGCAUUGUUAUUUAUAAAUCACUUAACAAUACAUGAAUGUGCUGUGUGACACUGUGAUUUAAUAUUCAACAAAUAUUGUCCUAAACUGUACAAAGAAACAAGAAUUUUAAGCCGCACCUUAGUGAUAAACAUUUCUAAGCAUUAAUUAGUGAGAUCCAGUUCUUGCACUUGCAGAAGGCGAGAUUAUGCAACCUUAUGCAAGUGGCUUGCCAACUUCUUAUUUCCUUUAAUUUGUGAUUUGUAGUUUAAUUUACAAUGAAAUGAACGCUGAUCUGGAUAUUCUCACACUUUUUUUUCUGUUAUGUCACCAAUCAGAUUUCCCCCCCCGCCCAUGUCCCUUAAGGAGCUCAGUACUUGUGAAUCUCAUACGUUUGUACUAUGCAUUUACUGUCUUUGUGUCCAACUAACUUUAAACCUAAUUUCUGUUUUAAGAAGAAGCUUGAGAUUUUAAAUAGUGUUUCUUUUUUUCUUUUCUUUUUUUUUUUUUACUGAGAUUAAGACCAGGACUUAGACUAGUGAACAAGAUUCAUAAGACUGAAAAUAAAACUUGGUGAAUGUGAGAAACUGACACUGAAUGUGCAGACAAAUGUGUGCCUCAAGGAUAAUUUUUUAUAUCUUUUUUUCUGUUUUUAAGGUAGCAAUUUUGUUAUGUAUAACCUACCAUGUAUUUGGUUUACUUGUAGGCAUCAGCCAGCACUGUGUGUUUCAUAGCAACGUAUACGGUCAACCUGUGCCAUCAUGAUCAUACACUGAUAUACUGUAUCAUAUAACCACCAUGUCAUAACCAACACUAUAUAGACUGCACUGUAUACAAACAUAGAAUAGAAGAAACCUCAGUUGCUCAGCUCACUAAAGAUAUUCUUUGUUGAUAUAUUCAUAACGUAACCACAUGUUAUCUUGCUAUAUGAAGUUUAUUAUGUAAGAUGUCUACGGGGUCAACCCUUAUUUCUUUGGUUGACACUUUUAUCCAGUGUGACCUAUAAAAGCCCAGUUGAAGUUAAAGGCACAACAGAAGAUUUUGAGCAAUCUGGGAUUUAAACUCAUUAAGGGUCACAAAGUGACAUGAACUACCUAACCUCAAGGAUUCCAAAGGACAAGUUUGGAAAAGUUCCUCGUUUCUAAUAUGCCCGUUCGAAGAAAUCUAAAGCUACAGUAUUUUUAAAUAAUUAUAUUUUUCUCUGUCACUAAUGGCCAUUCCAGGUUUGUCUUGAAUUGUAUUCGAAAACCUGCAAAUACUUUUUAAGGGGAUUAUUUUCAACCCAGCCGUUUUAAUUAUAAACCACUGAUACACUGUGUACAGCAGACUUUCAUAAAAAGACGUAAAUGUACCCAGGAGAUAUGUUAAAAAAUAAAAAUGUCUGGGAAAGCAUUUUGUAGACUUCACUAAUGUGAAUGUAGAAUUCUUUCACUUGUGAAUUACUGAACUUGUAGUUCUAACUUUUGCUGCUCGAAUUGAAAAAGGAAAAUCCAUUUGUCAAAACUGAGCUUUUUUGGUUAUAUAUAAGAACAAAUCUAAAUCUGUUUGAUGUUAUAAUCAGCAUCCGGAGUAACUCUGAUAUUUCAAAGGAAGAACAAUGUGUAUCUUCACACUAGUCCUGCAAUUAAAACAUAUUAGCUCUCUGAA
Clarias gariepinus (North African catfish) is the source of this 4555-nucleotide messenger RNA. RefSeq names its product cyclase associated actin cytoskeleton regulatory protein 2 (gene cap2). Gene Ontology annotation, cellular component: cytoplasm. Gene Ontology annotation, biological process: regulation of adenylate cyclase activity; cytoskeleton organization; cell morphogenesis. Gene Ontology annotation, molecular function: adenylate cyclase binding; actin binding. The transcript is spliced from 13 exons. The record is from RefSeq and is a predicted model, not a curated record. The coding region runs from base 159 to 1568 and encodes 469 amino acids. NCBI's taxonomy places the organism in Eukaryota, Metazoa, Chordata, Actinopteri, Siluriformes, Clariidae.